AAUUAAUAUUAAAGAUACCUCAACACGCAUUUUUAUAUAUAACCCUUCUUUCAAUUACAAAAUUUGCUAAAAUGCAGCUCGGCAGCCUCUUCAAUGCUGCUACCCUCGUCGCAGCUGCCACCGCCACUUACGUAUCCUUUGACACUGGCUAUGAUGAUCCUUCCCGUUCUAUGACCCAAGUGGCCUGCUCUGACGGUGUCAAUGGCCUCAUCACCAAAUACCAUUGGCAGACCCAGGGCGAAGUCUCCAACUUCCCCUACAUUGGUGGCGUCCAAGGUAUCCAAUGGAACUCUACACAGUGCGGUACUUGCCAUCGACUGGAGUACGGAGGCCGUAGCAUCCAUAUCCUGGCUGUUGACGCCGCCUAUAACGGCGGCUAUAACAUUGCCUUGAAAGCACUGGACACUCUUACUGAUGGCCACGCUGUGGAGUGGGGACAUGUGGAUGCUGUGGCUACACAGGUUUCUGUAAAUGAAUGUGGAUUGUUCACCGUUUACUGAACUGGAGAAGAGUUCGGUGUCACACAUAAGAGUGUGUUAUUUAUAAGAAACAAGUGUGUUAUUUAUAGGAAACAGAGCAUUUUCACU
Trichoderma virens Gv29-8 is the source of this 587-nucleotide messenger RNA. RefSeq names its product eliciting plant response-like protein (gene Epl2). The transcript has 2 exons. Lineage: Eukaryota; Fungi; Ascomycota; Sordariomycetes; Hypocreales; Hypocreaceae. The record is from RefSeq and is a predicted model, not a curated record. The coding region runs from base 72 to 500 and encodes 142 amino acids.